This is a messenger RNA of Styela clava, 2417 nucleotides long. The record is from RefSeq and is a predicted model, not a curated record. NCBI's taxonomy places the organism in Eukaryota, Metazoa, Chordata, Ascidiacea, Stolidobranchia, Styelidae.
AUGAGAUUCGUGUCUCGUAAAGAUUGGUCUUCACUUUUUAAUUUUAGCUCAAGCUUUCAACUCAACAUCUCCUGGCGUUCUGCGGCGAACUGGGUUGUUUGAUUACUGGAUAUGAAAUGUCAUCAUCGUGGCCUAGUACGUUUGACGAUUUUGGAUCUUCCUCCCACUCAGCAUCCAAGAAAAGGAAAAGACCAGUAAAUAAUGUUGCUAUCAAGUCAUCAAAUGAAGACAGCGCAACAUGGAUUGAUAAAUACACUCCUUCUACCUUUGAUGAUUUAGCCGUUCACAAAAAGAAAAUAGCAGAAGUUGAGGCAUGGAUUUCUCAUAGUAAAAUAAUGGAAAAGAAAGGUGCCCCCAUCCUUCUGUUAACUGGGCCAUCUGGAUGUGGUAAAACAGCAACAGUUUUGGUAGCUGCUGCAGCACAUUCAGUACAAAUACAAGAGUGGACGAAUCCUCUGUCUAUUUCAUUCACAGCAUCUAGAGAAGCAGGUCUUUAUCAUAUGAACAUGACCUCACAGUUUGAAGAUUUUUUAUUUCGAAGUGGUCGAUACCCAUCACUUGUUCUAUCUAAUGAUUAUGCUAAUAAUAAUACGCCUUCACAACAAAAUUAUGAAGAUAGAAAAAUGUUAUUACUUGAAGAUUUACCUCAUCAUAUAAUACGUGAACCAACAACUUUCCGGGACCUUCUUAGGCAAUACAGGCGACAUCAGAAACAUCCGCUGAUUAUUAUAUUAAGUGAUGGAAGUAUUCCUGAUUCUGUGAAAAGAAAUCUUCUUCCUACUGAUGUUCUUAAUCAGUUAAAAAUUCAAAGUAUUAGUUUUAAUCCUGUUUCAAUGACUUCAAUGAAUAAAGCAUUGACUAAAAUAUCAACAAAAGAAAACCAAAAGCUUUCAAAAGAAGUUUUAAAUUCAAUAGUUUCGUCAAGUUCUGGGGACAUAAGAGCAGCAAUUAAUUCACUUCAAUUUAUAUUACGAAAAGGUACACCAGUUUCAUUUCUUCAACCAGAAAGCAAAAAAAUGAAAGGUUCUCUCAAACGAAGGAAGUCUGUUGAUCUUGUAACUAACAAUGCAAUGCCUUCUAUUGGUGGAAAAGAUGUUUCAUUAGUAUUAUUUAGAGCCCUGGGGAAAAUCCUAUAUUGCAAAAGGAAAGAGCCAGAGAAAGAAGCUUCUAAACUACCAAAUCAUCUUCAGCAUUUAUACAGGGAUCCUUUACUAUUUGAACCUGAGGAUAUUCUUGAUCAUUGUUGUCUCUCGGGAUCUUCAUACAGUUUAUUUCUACAUCAUAAUUUUGUACCUUUCUUCAGUAAACUUGAUGAUUUAUCUGCUGCACUCGAUUCUUUUUGUAUUGCUGAUAUAACAAGUACGAGAAAAACAGGGACAGAUUUUUCUACUGAUUCCAACACGGCAUUAGAUAAUUACGAAGGUAGCCUGUCUUCCCGUUCAGUUGCAUUUUGGAAUUCAGACAGAGCAACAUUAAAACAAUGUGAAUCUUCAACUGGUCAAUGGAGACCACUCCAUAAACCAAGCUGGUAUCAGGUCAACAAGAAAUGUCAUGAAAACGAAUCCUCCAGUCAUCGUUUAUUUUGGAAUUUCAAUCUACCAAAUCGAGAACUGUUAUUAAACAUGCUUCCAUAUAUGCAAAAGAUCACUACGUUACAAAGAAAUAAAAAUUAUUCAACAACUAAAAAUUUUGAAAGUAUUUCACUCGAUCGCAGUCAAAUUGAAUAUUUAUCCAAAGUUAUAAGUUUGCCAAAGUGGAAAUCUUUUUCAAGUGUAAAUGAAAAAAUAAUUGAAAAUGAACUGGGUGAGAAUAUGUCAGAAAAUUUACAACAAUUAGAAGUUUCAUGUCCAGAUGCUGCUGAUGGAGAAAAUAUUGAAGAUGUUAACAAAGAUCCUGAUGAAGACUUUAAUAUAGAAGAAUUUAGCGACUAAAUAAAUGUUGAUAUUUUCCUAAAAACGCCAUAUUCUAAAAUCUAAAUGAUCCAGGAGUCUUACCUCAGUGUGCAAUAACCCUCAUUUAUAAAAGAUGUCUUCACUCUCGCCACAGCCAAUAGCCAUGCACUAUACAUAAAGCAUGGAAAAGAAAUGCGUUUUCAGUGCAAAGAAAAACAAUCGAUACCCAACUUUGAUGUCUCUGAAUUUAUAUAUAUUAGAUGUAUUAAUCAUUUUAACACCACAUGGAAGUUGUAGGCUACUAAUCUGAAAUUCUCGUUUCAUUUGCGAGGCCAGACAUCUAAUCAAAAUUUUUAUUUCCAACUUGCCUUGUGUUGUGAACUUUGAACCCAAGAUUAUUAAUAAUUAGUAUAUUCUAAUUCUUGUGAAAUCUUGGUUUACAAAUGUGUGCAUUGUUCCUGUGUAUUGCUCAGUGUCUUUAUUAUUUUCUUUACUGAUUGGUUUUCAAUAAAACAUAUUUAUACA